AUCCAUCAAUUUUUGAUGAAAUUAUUGUUGAUAACUUAGAAAAAGAUACCAAAUUAUCCAUUACAAGAGAUGGUACAAUCGAUGUUAUAGGCGUACUAGAUGUAAAUUCUGGUCUUAGUCCGACACAAAUUUUUACCGCAAGCUCUUUAUCAAAAUUAUAG
Molecule: messenger RNA, 161 nt
Organism: Dentiscutata erythropus
Lineage: Eukaryota; Fungi; Glomeromycota; Glomeromycetes; Diversisporales; Gigasporaceae
Source: the annotation of a GenBank genome assembly